UUAGGUGUCCAUGUUUCCUACUUGAACUAGCACCGAUUUUUAUUGAAACACUCUUCAAUUAUACGUUGUCCCUUUUCCUACUUGAACGAUGGUGAUAUUUCAUAUAUAGAAAGGGAACAAUUGAUAGUUGAGGUGCAUUUUGAUAAAUGAAUGAUAUUUCAGGUUGGAAAAGUGAAUACCUUAUCAUUAACCUAAGUGUAAAUCGAAGUUUUCUGAAAAAAUUAGCAACCAAUUACUUGAUUUACUUUCCAAUGAGGGUAGUGGAAGAGUGAUAACUAUUUUUUCAUCCUUAAUCAGAUAUCUGUAUUUAAGACUCUACUGAUACAAAAUUGCCUAUAUUAGAGAUGGUUUUCAUACUUCCAUUUAUAUAUAACCAUCUCUCAUUCUCAUAGUUCUUUUACUCUAUAGAAAAAAAAAGAAUCAAGUAAUACCAAUAUUAUAUUUUGGAAGAAAUAUUACAAUCAUGGCUACAGAAGUAACAGAGCUUCGUAAAACACUGAGGGUCCUGAUGUUCCCAUUUUUGGCUUAUGGACACAUCACUCCAUUUCUCGACUUAUCCAAGAAACUCGCGGAUAGAGGAUUCUUGAUUUGCCUUUGUUCUACGCCCAUCAAUCUCAAAUCCACCAAGCCAAAAAUCCCCGAAAAAUACUCUGAUUCAAUUCAGCUUGUCGAACUUCAUUUAGCAGAAUUGCCUGAACUUCCUCCUCAUUAUCAUACGACGAAUGGUCUCCCUCCCCAUCUCAAUCACACACUUCAAAAGGCCCUGAAAAUGUCCAAACCAAACUUCGCAAAAAUCUUGCAAAAUCUGAAACCUGAUUUGGUCAUUUAUGAUGUAUUGCAGCAAUGGGCUGAAAACGUAGCAAAUGAACAAAACAUUCCAGCAGUCAGGCUUGGGAUUUCUGGUGCAGCUGCGGUAUCAUAUUUUUUCAACUUAGUAAGGAAACAAGGCGUUGGAUUCCCUUUUCAUGCUAUAUACCUCAGGAAAAUCGAGCAAGUAAAAAUGCGCAAAAUGUCAGCAAAAUAUGCUAAAGAUAAACAACCUGAUGAUGUGGAUGUUUUUGUUGAUGGAAAUACAAAAAUCAUACUGAUGAGUACCUCUAGAACAAUAGACGCCAAAUACAUAGAUUUUCUCUCAGAAGUGAGCAAUUGGAAAGUUUUUCCGGUUGGUCCACCUGUCCAAGAUCCGAUCACUAGUGAUGUGGAUAAAGUGGAGGUCAUUGAUUGGCUAGGAACGAAAGAUGAGAAUUCAACUGUUUUUGUCUCCUUUGGGAGUGAGCAUUUCUUGUCAAGAGAAGACAUGGAGGAAAUGGCUUUCGGGUUGGAGCUAAGUAAUGUUAAUUUCAUAUGGGUUGCGAGAUUCCCAAUGGGAGAAGAGCAAAAUCUUGAAGAUGCUUUACCAAAAGGCUUUCUCAAAAGAAUUGGAGAUAGGGGAAGAGUUUUGGAUAAAUUUGCACCACAACCAAGAAUUCUAAAUCAUCCAAGUACCGGAGGAUUUAUAAGUCAUUGUGGUUGGAAUUCAGUAAUGGAAAGUAUAGAUUUUGGAGUUCCUAUUAUAGCAGUGCCUAUACGUAAUGAUCAGCCAAUUAAUGCUAGGUUGAUGGUAGAAUUGGGAGUUGCAGUGGAGAUUGUUAGAGAUGAUGAUGGAAAAAUUCACCAAGGAAAAAUUACAGAAACUCUUAGAGAUGUCAUAACAGGGAAAACGGGGGAAAAUUUGAGGGCCAAAGUGAGAGAUAUCAGCAAGAAUUUGAAAUCUAUAAGAGGUAAAGAGAUGGACGUUGCUGCUAGUGAGCUAAUUCAACUUUGUAAGAAGAGUAUAGCACAAAGUUGAAUUAGCUCAUUAGCAGCAACGUCCGUCUUUCACCUCUUAUUGAAAUAAUGUCAUAUGUUUGUAAUUCGAUUAACAUAAUUAUAUUAUCUGUGAGUGAUUUCUGGUUGAUCUUCAAAAUAUAUUGAAGUUGUAAUAAUAAGUAAAAAUAGAAUGCGACCUAU
Molecule: messenger RNA, 1989 nt
Organism: Capsicum annuum
Lineage: Eukaryota; Viridiplantae; Streptophyta; Magnoliopsida; Solanales; Solanaceae
Product: beta-D-glucosyl crocetin beta-1,6-glucosyltransferase
Exons: 1
Coding region: 464-1828 (454 amino acids)
Molecular function (GO): UDP-glycosyltransferase activity
Source: RefSeq, a predicted model, not a curated record